AGCAGCGUCUGCAUUUCAUCUCAGUUCUUUUAAUUCUCUAUUUUGUAGUAGUUCAAGGCAGCGCGAGCUUUAUCGUAAUAGUUGCAAUGAAUUGGUUCUGUUUUACUUUUAUUACCUGGCAAAUAUGGUUUAUUCAAGCCAAUCAAAUAAUUGUCAGUGCUAAUCGGCACCACGCCGGAUCAUACCAUUUGCCGCAAUCCUUAAAAGGAGAACAAAUACCGAAGGAAUUUUAUAAAGCAAUCGAAAAGUCCGAAGGCAGUAAAAAAAAUCUUCAACAUAAGUUACGACAUUUCCUGGAAAAACUUCAACAAAAUUUGACCAUGUCGUCAGUGUUAAGUGACUCGGACAAUACUGCUGCGAAUAUUGAAGACUAUAUAAUUAGAAUGCAGGAAUUGUCGACAUUUUUUUAUAAAGCAUCAUUCUCUUUCGAACAAUUCGCUGUUGAUACUGACAGUUUAUAUGAAAUAACGAAAAAUACAAGUCAUGCUCUUUUGUUAAAGCUGCGACAAGUCCCAACAGCUCAACCAACACUCGUUAAAGUUCUGCUUACAAAUUAUUUUGCGGAAAUGGAAUUUUUUCACGUACUUUUUUCAGAAAUUAUAGACGAAGCUCUGGAAUACACAAUAGAAACCCUAAGGGCGAUUAAAAACAUAUUUUUGUACUAUGCUGAUACUCAAAGUUUAAUUCUGCAAAAUUGGAAACUGAAGCUUAAUCUGGAGUGCUGCAAACUUUAUGUUGACUUUUUACAAAAACAUUCAGCUCAGAUUUUUAAAUGUGCUGCUGGGGAUCAUCUUAUUUUUGCAUAUGACGUUUAUGCCGUGACACAAAUUAAUGUCAAAUACAUUUUAAAACAGUUAGAGUUUCGCAUCCAAAAUAUUUUUAAUUGUUUUAGGUCUAAAAGCUUUACUAUACGAUGUAAAUUUCUUAAAAGCGUGGACCGAGAUCUUGAAAAUUUAUUUAGCAAACUUGACGAAUUAAAUAUGUUUUUCGAUGCAAAAAAAAAAAAAUUCAGUGUUUCGGCAACGAGGUUUCGACAAAGAACUACUUCAUAUGACAAUACUGGAAAAUUUAUAUCGACUCUUGAUGAUUGUCUCCCAAUUGACUUUCCACAUACUCAAAUGUCAACUGAGCUUAAGGAAUGCUUUUAUUUUUUUAAAAACUAGAGUUGUUAUAUUUAUCGAACUAGAGUAAUUGUUACAAUAAAUAUAAAUAUACAUGUUUACACACAUUACAAA
Drosophila elegans is the source of this 1235-nucleotide messenger RNA. RefSeq lists its product as uncharacterized. Lineage: Eukaryota; Metazoa; Arthropoda; Insecta; Diptera; Drosophilidae. The record is from RefSeq and is a predicted model, not a curated record. The transcript has a single exon. Bases 87 to 1163 code for a protein of 358 amino acids.